This is a messenger RNA of Toxorhynchites rutilus septentrionalis, 906 nucleotides long. RefSeq lists its product as uncharacterized. The record is from RefSeq and is a predicted model, not a curated record. Lineage: Eukaryota; Metazoa; Arthropoda; Insecta; Diptera; Culicidae. The coding region runs from base 1 to 906 and encodes 301 amino acids. The transcript has 2 exons.
AUGAAACAUACUGACCCUAGCCCAGCGGCCCUGAUGAGAUGGGAACCGAUUAACGAAAGAAUAAUCGUUGCCAGAUUCAGAACACGGGCUAGGAACCUUACAGCAAUCCAAUGCUAUGCGCCAACAGAUGCUGCCGACCUGCAGGAGAAAGAAAGUUUCUACAGUCAGCUGAAGAGUGUGGUUGAGAAAGUAUCGAAGGGGGACAUCCCAAUCUGCUUAGGUGACUUCAAUGCGAAGAUUGUCUCAAACAAUACGGACCUUGAACGCGUCAUGGGACGCCAGGGUUUAGGAGAGAUUAGCGAAAACGGGGAGCUGUUUACAGAAUUCUGUGCGCAUAAGGUCACGUGGGUUUCCCGCUACGGUCGAACAGAAAACCAAAUCGACCACAUCAGCCGAAAAUGGAGAAGGAAUCUUCUUGACAUACGCAACAAGCGCAGCGCCGAUAUUGCAUCCGACCAUCACCUUGUCAUCGCUGAUCUACGCCUGCGCGUCGUUCGCGUUCAACGGCGGGAGGAGAAAGUUGGAUGUCGUUACGACGUCCGUCGGUUGGGGAACUCUGAGAUGAGAAGGGCAUUUGUUGAACAACUUGUAUUACGAACCUCGGAGUUGCCAGCUAGUGGAUCUGUUGAAGAGCUAUGGAGUAGCAUCAAGAACGCCUUUAUCACAACCAGUGAUGAAACCCUCAGCAAAGUACGCAGCACGCAGAGGGAGUGGAUUUCAGAUAAAACCUGGAGGAUGAUCGACGAGCGGAGAGAAGCGAAAGCUGGCAUUGAGCGAGCGCGAACCAGAGCGGCUAAGACAGACGCUCGUCAACGAUACGCCGAGCUGGAGAAGACAGCUAAGAGGGCUUGUAGACGGGACAAGAGAGUUCAUUUCGCUAUCUGGAUAGUGAGUGGAGUACCCUGA